ACAUUACCCACACUGCUUUGCCUCGAAAACAAAAAAAUGGCGGGCUGUGGGAGUCAUUUCCCCGAAAUAGAUGAAUGAUUUCAACUCGUUUGAAAGUGUUCUAGUUCAAAAUACAAAGGGAUUCUUGUAGGGUUGAAGCAGAAAGACUUUCAUUCGAGUGACGGACUUCGUUUGGAUUUCUAAGAAGUAACGAUCAUGGCGGAAGUUUGGUUGUUUUCGUCUGUUGCCCUUGUGAUCACGAAAACGAAAGUAGACGACUAGAACCGUUCGAUGGCUUCUUCGACGGUGUUUCGUGGUCGACGGGUCGUAGAUCCCGUCCCAGUUCAGCGAGGUCUGUCGCCGAGAGAUGGAAAAUACCAGUCUUCGUUCUCAGAUUUAGCGGCAGCUUGGGAAAAUGUUGGGGAAGCGAAGUCUGCGCUUCAGGCUGCUGAAGCCAGAAUAAACGAAGCAAAUGCUGGACUUGGAGAUAAUGAAGGGCUGGACACUCCUAUGGAGGAAGUAUUCUCAGAGACACAGAGAUAUGGAAGAGUAGCCAGAUAUGAACUGCGGCCGAAUCAUUUUGGACAAGAUGUAACCUCCGUGUCUGGUCGAAAUAAUUCAAGAAGGGCAAAUGAUUAUCGGAUGAAUACCAACAGACAAGACUUACCAAGCAGAGCACCACUACACACGUCUCUUUUGUCUCCUCCAUCAAAGGAUAUUCAUGCUGAGCUUCGAAAUGGUCCCACGUCAAGAAAUCCACUGCCAGCCUUUCCCACAUACUCCUCAGACUCUGGAGUAAGAGAGCCAGGCAUUACAACGUCUUAUUCUUCAAUCCAUAGAACAAAUGAGCUGCCAGGCCGCAGAUCACCUAUAAGGUUUCAAGGCCUUUCAUCCAUUCCUUCUGCUUCCAGUUUUGACGAUUCUUUGGAAGUUGGAGGUACAUCUAGGCUCUCUAGGAAUGAAAGUCGUCCAACAUCCUCACUUGGGCUUAGACCUGUAAUAGCCAAUAAUUCAGAUGCACUUGCAAGAUUAAAAGAGAGAAUAAAAUUACAGAAAGAGCAGGCCUCAAGACUGAGUCCAACUGGUUCUGCUAACGGAAAUAGUUCUUCAAAUCCGUCCCCUCCUCCAGACAUCCCAUCUGUGGAUGCUGCAGUGGUGGAACCUUACAGAAGUGACAUAGAUGUUCCAGUGAGAGCAGCAAUUUCAAAACGUAAAGUAGCCUCUGCCCCUGCUGCCCCUGCUUAUAAAGGUUUCAGUGAGGUUGAGUCAAAGGUUACGACUAAAUCUGAGGCAAACAGAAAAGUAAAAGCAAAGGGUUUUGCAGUUGACAGCACAAUAGCAAAUUCUGCCAACCUUAGACCUCCAAAACCACUGCAAAAGAAAGCACCUCCUAAAGUACAGCGAGUUAUAGCUCCUUGCCGUCCAACAGAUAUCAUCACAACGUCUUCAUGGCGCACUGGUCAGCGAACUGUGAAAAGGAUCUUGGGGCCUGCUAAGAAGACAUCAAGUUCUGCGACAGGCCGUCCCCAGUCAAGUAGCAGUCAGGACACAGAUGUGUCAGAACCCAGGAGUCUGAAUUUCCAGUGGAAAGAUGAAGAUGAUGACAAGAAGGGUGGCGAGAAAAUGAAUGGUGACACUGCCGUAAGGGAUGGAAGUACAAACGUUGAGGUUCCCAGAGAAAAGUCUCCAAUGCACGAAGAACACAUUAAUGGACUAGAUUCUGAUUCUGAGCUUUCCCAACACUCUUCAGGUCCAGCAGCAGAAUCUGAAGCAGAUGUCAGUGAGCAGGACAUGAAGGAUUUAAAAGGCAAUAAAAUGCUGUCAAUGGAAGCCAAAAAUAUUUUGUCUGACCUAGAGUUAGAUACUGAUGAUGAGGCGGAGAAGGAGAUUGAAAAGGCAAUUCCUGAGUCCAAACCCAAACAGAGCAGAGUGAAAAACUCAUCAAAGAGAACUCAGAGAAAGACACCAUUUCAUCCACAGUCACAAGUUUCACAACAGCCAGUCUAUCCCAAGCAAAAGUCAAGACACUAUGAUGCAGAUGAAGUUAAGAAAUACAUGGCUAAACAAAUGGCAGAGAGAAAGAGAAAGUUGAAAGAGGACAAACUUCUGAAAAAAAGGGCAGUGGAAGAAAAAAAGAAGAAACUUGAGGAACUGUACAGUAGGCAGAAAAAGAACCUUCAAAACAAUCUUCAUCAUAAAGACAAGAAAUCAUUUGGGGAGACUUAUUCUAAAGGCCGUAGUGAUCUCAGAUCUGUUAUUUACCCUUACAAUCAUCCUUUUCAACAAGAUGAAGUAGAGUGUUACAGUGAAGACACUGGAGUUAGUGAAUCAGACAAAGAAAAUCUUGACAUCGCCUCCUUCAGAGGUCUCCCAGCUUAUCCAGCUUUUAAAGGGAAUGGCAAUGACCACCACAGCCUUUCUAGUUCACCAUCAGGGUCCAUGUCUCCAGAACCUGACCAGUUAAGUGACAGAGAAGAGAAGAGUCAAGUUCCACAUGUGACAAGUGUAUCAGUUGGCACUAAACUGGUUGAUAUCAGGCCCUCUGCCUAUGUUGGCUUCCCUGAAGAAAAACCAAGAGAUGACAUCUUGGCAACCAGAAGUGACUUGGAGCCUCAUUCUUCCAGUCCAAACCCUCCAGACAGAAACAGACCAGGUGCUGUGCCUUUAACUGAGAAUGAAGAAUUGAAACUGUCGGGGAGUCCUCCCAGAGAAGACAGAAUUGCAGCCAUCAAACAGACUGCAGCACAGCUCAAACAGCGACUGGAAUCAGAGGCUUGGAGACUGGGCUUAAACCUACAGCCUGCAUCACCUAGAAAACCAGAUGAACAACUAGGAACUUUAACAUCAACUAGUGACUAUACAGUCUUUAAGGGAGCACUCCCAGGAGUUGACAAUCUCCAUGAACAAGCAGAGCUUAAUCAAGAGCUGGAUUCCAAGACAAGUGCUGCAACAACAAUCCAAGCUGCCUUCAGAGGUCACAGUGUUCGGCAGGGUCUCAAUUGGAAGCUACCCUCUGGUAGGACCCUUAGGUCCACCAUCAGGGAAGGGCUACAUCAAAGACCAAGAAUUUCAGGGGCUGGGGCAUCAGAGUCGUCCCAGUACUCCACAGCCAGGGACACUGUGGUCCCUAAUGAAGGAAACAGCAGCAUAUCUGAUAUCAAUACAUCAUACAGUUCUGCCCGCUCUAAUGCUCAAUCGCCAACACACAGCUCAAGAUCUCUAAAGGAUGACAGAUCAUUGAGUGUUAGAAGUCCAUCUUUGCAUGAAUCAGAAAGAAGAAAACAUGUUACAGGGCACGUGUCUAAACAGUCCAGGGAGACAAAGCCUUCAACUCAUCCUUGGAACAGCAAAGGUGGUGACAGGUUGAGUGUCAUCAAUAUUUUCACGAGAAGAAACCCUCACUUGAAAUUUCUGCCCACAGAAGAGGAAAGUUUAGAGGAGGAUGGAUUGGAAACAGGGAGUCUUCUCGAAGAAACCUUGCUAGACAACAGAGCAGGAAAAACAGCGAGUCUACUGGAGCCAGGUGCAGACUUGGAUCAAUCUGGAGGCCUGUUAGAGCAAACAUUAGUGGAAGAAUCUCCUGAGAAGAGUCAAGACCGUGAUGAAUAUGACGAUGAUGACUUUACAGGCUCAUCACAGGGAAACAAACGUGAAGGAAGUGAAAAGCGCACUCCAAGCCCUGAUAGGACUCUACUCUCUGCUGACAGGAGUCUAGAGAGUGGUCCACUGUCACCCACCCUGUCAGAAGGAGAAUUGUCCCGUGCAAGCGAAGUUAGCCAGCGCUCUCCGACUUUCUCUUCCACACGGCGUUCUCCUCCAAGAGACCAAGAGACUCAGAGCCAUCUUCCCCCUUAUACCCCACCAACUCGCCCACCUCCAUCAGUGUUCACGCCCUCUCAUCAGGGAGGUGACCGCCUGUCACCUGGGUCUCUAGACAUGAGGCUGACAGCAGAACUCAACAGACUGGAGUACAUGGAGGAGUCAGUGCGCCAGCUGACUGAUGUUGAACGAACUCGUGCAGUUUCCAUGGCGCAACAGGAGACUGUCUCAUUGGCUCAGAUACUCAAGUCCAAACAACUUUCACACGCUCGUGAUAUGGAGAAUCUAAGGGCUAAAGCUCGAGAGGAAGCUUUAGAGGCAGCCAAACAGCUUGAAGAGGCCCGCCGUGCUGCAGCGGAUGCAGCUGCAGGUGCUGCGGAGACAAUUGCUCGGGUCAGACUUGAAGCGGCUGCUAGCAUUUCAGAAUCCGCUGACAGGCUAGUGAAGGUGCAAAGUGAGGCAGCGCGAACAACAGCAGAGUCAGCCAAGCAUGUGGAGGAGGCCCGCUCUUCAGCCGCACGGACUUUAUUAGAUGUUGCUAGACAACAGACUGUGGACACACGAGGUGUUGCCGCCGACGCAGCCAGCGCAGCCGCAGAAGCUGCUGUCAAGAGCACCAUGGCACGCUUUCACGAGCAGCAAGAACAGCUGUUAAGAGAAAGAGAGGCGCGACUGAAGAGCUAUCGUGACCAGAGUCACGACGAACGCACACGUGACAGUUACUCAAGCUACUCGGCCAGUGAACGCACGGCAGACAGCUACUCUAGAACCAGGACUUCACGGCCAGGAACAGACGCGUUGGACCGGGCUUCCCAAGCCAAGGGUAGUCCUGGUAGCAGGACGUAUGUUAGUGAUGAUUUAGAUAUUUCUAGAGGCUCGCAGCAAGAUAGAACUACAAGCGUUCGUACAGCAAGUAAUUUGUCAGUGGACCGUUCCUUGAGCCGCAGCCGUCGCACUCCGUCUCAGGCGGAUCCCGCUUCACACUCGAAGCACGCGCCGUCAGCCGGAGAGGAGUCGGGGAGCAUUCCUGAGGAGAUGGAACACAGUGUUGCUGAAAGCGUCCUGUCUGAUAUCGGGCUUGAUGUGGCUGAAGAUGAUUCGCUGGCAGAGGUGUUAAGCGGGGAUAACCUUAGGAAACCUACUGAGCGCUUGGAGAGGUCUCCUGAAGACGACUACACGCUGAACUUUGAAGAGUCGGUGAUGUCGUCGCAUACAGCUACAGAUGACGAGAUCGACUUUCGAAUGAUUCUUCCUUCUGAGAGCCACAGGCGUCGGAGCCUGGGAAAGACCGGAAGGAGCGGCAGCAUACCCUCUGACCAGGGCACUGUGUCGUACUCGUCUGACGAUAACCACGAUUCGCAGGAUUUUCCAGUUGAUAAGGUGCUGGAAGAGUUUUCCGCGGCGCCUUUUUCCGGUGAGGACUCGUUCUCCCAGUUCACGUCCGAAAUGGUCCGUUUGAUGAAAGAGGAAGAAGUUCGAGCCAAACAUCAAGCGGGCCUCCUGCGCCUUCGCGAAAAAGCCCUCAAGGAAAAGACGCGAGCCGAGAUGGCCUGGCUCGAGUGUCAGAAACAAAGGCACCGCGAUAAGGGUGCUGAUGACGUCAUGCCGUCAAUCAGAAAACGCCAACGAGGGGUUCUGAUGAGACUUCAAGCUGAACAGGCGGAGAUCAAGCGUCUGAAAGCAGCGAACCGUGCAGCCAGUUAUGAACGUCGCCUGCUGUUGAUGCAGCAGGAGGAGAUAGCCCGACUAAGGAAAAACACCAAGAAAAUAAGAGAGAAAGCGGCCACAGAGCAAGCCACUCACGGACAGGAACGAGGAGAAAAAACUGCAGAACAGGACUUUAUUGAACAACCCAAGAGCGAAGCUGAAUCAACUGAAAUAAUUGAGGAGCUUGAAGAAAAACCCGCUGACCAUUCCACUCGCAGCCGUUCAUCCGUUUUAGAGGACAUUACGACUGCCUCACCUUCGGCUUCUGCAAACGCGAGUGUCGCUGAAGAACUUCCUAGCUACCAGUCUCCUGGAGCAAGUCGGACCGAGACUCGCCCGUCCAAUGGCCACGGAGGGUCUGGUACUGCUGAGAGGAAGAGACUGUUGUCUGAGGGAGACAGUGACGAGGGAUCGGCCAAAGAAGGGACCCUCUCGGCUAGCAAAGGAUCACCAACAGCUUCUGACUCGACUGUUAUGCAGAAACUGAAGAAGUUAAAGAAUCAGUCCAGCGAAAGGUACCUAACCUUGCGAGAGCAGAAGCUUAUGAAACGGCGGAAGGAGGCUGAAAAUCUGUUGGAAGACAAAAAGAAGCUCCUAGAAUGGGAAAAACGACUUGAUAAAGAGGAAAGUCUUGUAAGGAACCUUCUCAACGAAGCUCUCAGUCUCGAGAGCUCGAGGAACAAGGCAAGAACAACAAGCAUUACAAGUGAAGAGGAAGAACACAAAGUAGAUCGCAGUGGUCGAGGAUCUGCCAGCCUUUCGGCGUCCCGAAGUCCCUCGAGUAAAGUUAGCGAUAAAGGUCGAUCCCCUCAACGAACAGAGAGUAUCAGCGAAUCCAUCAAGGUCUCCGGAUCACGUGGCCACGAACGUAGCGUCAGCGAGAGUUCAGUCCCCGAGGAUAUCAGCGUCUCUGCACGUGACAAGUCACGUGAUCGUUUGGAGAAGUCACAUGAAAGCUCCAUCCCCGAGGUGGACAUGAAGACUCGGUCCCAGGGAAGCUCGAUUCCUGAGGAGAUUCCUGAGGAAUAUGUCAACGACACUUUCGAGUCUCUGGAUAGCACAGCCACGCCGGUGCACUCCACCCCUGUGCGGAGCGAUUUGUCGCUCAAGCGAGACACCUCUCCCGCGGUCAGCCGCAGGUCUUCUGCAGGAGAAGGGAGUAAAAGCGAGGAAGAGGCAUCGAUGACUGAAACGUCGGAUCACAGCGACAUCGAGUCACGCGUCCGCCGGCUGAGAGACCAACUGGAAGUACGCAAGCGUGAGGUAAAACGCUUGUAUAAUGAAAGAAAAAAGCAAAGGAAAGCGAUGUUACGGGCACAGGAGGCUAGUUUGAGACAGGAACUGCAGGCUGUGGAAAUGGUAAUCUCAAGGACAAAAGCCGAACUCAAUCGACCUCAACCGGACUCCAAGAGACCAGAGACUGGCUCAACAGAGCAACGUGCUGUGAACUCCAAAAGCGAGUCCAGUGACACUAUCCCCACCCGUGAAGUCAGAUACCACCUCUCCCGAACCUCAGAUGCCAGUGGAAGUCGCAAGUACACUCCCCCGGACAAGCCUGCAAGUGUGUCAGCCAGAAGUGAACCGGCAGGGGGGAGAGCUUCAACUGCUGUGGAUGCGGAUGUUAGCAGUCGAAGCGACCGAACAAUUUCUGAUGCUCCGAGCUUGAAAGAGAAAGAAAAGGAUUUGUCUUCUGCGAGUGGAGUUGGAGCAGAGGAGAAAACGAAAUUACCUGAGAAAGGUGAAACUACGUUGAAUAAAAGAGUAGACCUUGAUCUUACUGACAGAACUCGAAGUCCUGAUGAAUCAAUCUCGGCAAAUCGUCUGCAGCCAUCGGAUAGUGAAAUCAAGACAUCCGUGAGGGAUCGACAAGAUUCGGAAGCAGAAAUUGAAGAUGAAGCAAAAACAGCCCAAGAUUUGUCUGUGAGUGAAGAAAGUGAAGUUCGAACAGCGUCUAAAAGAUCUUACUCUGAAAAGUCGUUCGAACAGAGGUCCCUAGGUUCUAGUAAAUCAUUGUCAGUUAGUCGUGGGAACGAAUCGGAAAAUGAUUGGAAUAGUUCGGUACAGGAACGGUCCAAUCUAGACUCCAAGAUCCCGGAUGAAGCCAAGACUGCAGAUGAUGUAUCAGUGAGCGAGGUUGUUAGCAGGUCAAAAUCCUCUCGCUCUGAAUCCAAUGGACUUACAAAAUCGAAGGGUGAUCGCUCAAGUAUCGCCAGCGAGCGAAAGUCGACUGUUUCCGAGGUUUCAAAGUCUUCCCGACUGUCAAAAUCUCCGGUGCCGUCGGAAAAAUCCCGAAGCUCGCAUCAGUUGUACAGUUCAUCUUUUGAAAGUGUCCACAGUGAAGGAGAUAACACCGAGGACGACAUUAGUGAACAUAUUAGUAUUGAGGAAGAUAUAAAAGACGAUGAACGGUCUGGAGUAAAGGACAGCGUUAAAGAUGAGGUAUCUACCCAACUAGAAAGAGACCCAUCAAAGGAUGGAGAAAGGACGAUUGAUUUUUCGGAAGUUCCUGAGGAAAUUUCUAGCGUCGGGAAUGAAAGAUCUGAAAUUAAGGAAGAUGUUCCUGCAACUCGAAAAACGAUAUCUGUGUCCGAUGAAAGAAGCAGCCUAGCAUCUCAAACGUCUGUACAAGAAGAAGAAGAUUUACUUAGACCAGAGAAAAAUGAAGAUCACCCUCCUUCGUACAGCGCUGACUUCGAGCCUUCGGCGUUGGACGAGACAGAAGAAGGAAAAUCUGACAAUUUAAUACGUCAAGCUUCCUACACUCCAGAUUUCGACGCAUCCGAGUCCAACGUUUCCGUACAGGACGACGAAAGCUUCCAGCAAGAAGGAAAGCCCCAAGACUUGAGUUACCACUCUAAGGAAAGCGAACAUUCUGAGGCGAGUAAAGGAAGCGAUAAGAUGUCGCCCCAAAAGGAGCUUCAUCGAGAUGAACCCCUGCUGCCCAAUGACCAGCGGCUUGCAGGAAUUCCAGUGGUCCAGUUAGAGCAAGCUACCGAUGAGGAGAGCAUUGCAGAGGAGCUGAGUGAAAACGUUGAAGAACUCGAAGAGAUUGGUGACAAAGAAGAUAGCAGCACUUUAGAAAAACACGACUUGGAUAACGAAGAAAAAUUAGAAAGACUCUCAAACGAGAAGGGUAGCAUUGACAACAACGAAGUAGCUUCAGUGUUACCUGAUGUUCCAACGCCGGAACCGCAAAGCGAACGAUCUGUUGACCAGACAGCUGAGAGAAUUGUUCACGACUUGUCUGCCAUGUUGUUGACCGAGUCAAUGAACUGCGUGACGAGCGUGUUGGAAAAGCGCCGACGACCUACCGAAGAUUUACCGAACGAGAUGGCGGAAACUCGCGAAGAAAGGAGUAAUAGACUGGAUAAGGAAGAUAGAUCUUCAUUAGAAGAUGACAAGGAUGUGAUUUCGCGGUCGUUGGAAGAAACGUCCGAAGGGGACAAGGUUUCUGAUCAUUUAUCUGUUUCACAAGGCGAAGAUUCAGUUUCUGGACUGGACUUUAGAACAAAAGAACGUGAAGAUCUGUCUCCCUCUCUUGCCGAACAACCUCCGCAAGAAACAAGGGAAGAGCGAAGUAAUGCUAUCGUAAAUAAACUUUCAGACGCAUUGCUUAAAGAAGCUGCGUCACAAAUGAUCGCCAUCAUGAGAACACGGCAAGAAAAGUUUGCAAAAGUAGAGAAAGAGCAAAGCACUGAUUCAUAUACACCCUCUAAGGGGAAGAUAGAAGAUGAACCUCACUCGGGAGAGGCGAGUCCUUCGUCCCCCAGGUCUAAUCGAUUCAUGGCUGUGCAGCGGUUUCCCGAGGGAUUACUUAAGUAUACCGAGGAAACAUUAACGCCCCCCGGAAGCCCAACGAACGAUCAGAACUCACCGAUCGAUGAGAAAGAAUUGGCAGAUAAGCUUGAUCAGUUGAGGCGAUUGCACGACCAUCUUGAUGGUGCAAGGGACCAGCACGUAGAAGACGAUGACGAACGUUUAGAAUUUCCAGUCAAUACUAAUACAGUAAUAGAGUUCCCUUCGCAGGACGAAGAUGAAGACGAGGAGAGCUUUAGGCGCUCCAGAGCAGCUUCCUUGCUUUUCUCUGUUCCUCAUCGUCCGAGCGAAGUCAGCCCGUUGGUAGCUUCCUCUCUUUCGGUUUUCUUCAAACGUAAAAGACAAGGACUCCCGAUAGACAACGUCACUCCGCCGUCGGAAAUAAUCGGAGAAGACGAGGCGGACGACGACCUUGAAGCGAAUAGCAAACGAGUCUACCGACGACUGGUGUUCGAUUUGACUGGCAGUUUACUCAAAGAACUCUUAUCAGAGGAGGCGCCCUCUAACCGUCCAUCGUGGAUGAAGGCAAAACCGCGGCGUAAACGUCGCUUACAUCGCGGUCUACAACCUCUGGUCCAUGAACAAGACUUUCUUCCCGUAGUGGAGCAGCAAGUGUUGAAUUUAAUUGGCCUAGGCGACGCCAGACCCUCUCUGGAACGUGUCCGCCGUAAAACGCCGCUGAAGGCGGGGAAAAAGGAUUUCGUCGACGCAAUCUUGAUUCAGGAACUUCGAGAAGACGAGCCGCUUUGGAUUGAUUACGAUGACGAUGAACUUGCUGUGAAGUUCCAAGUGGCGGACGCUAUCUUUGAAUCGCUCUUGUCAGAGACUGUGAUGGUGGUGAAUGCUGUGCAGUUAAGACGUGAGGCCAGAGCUGAUGUUGCGCGCAGCUAGCAGUGUGUCUGGUCGUCUUAUUUUAUAAUUAAUCCACUGGUUUUCGGAAAUGUGAUAGGGCUUUUCCUACUGCAAUACAGUGUCCUUUCCCUUUAUGACCUCAACCGGAAUAUCAGUGGAACUCUUAUCAGCCAGUGACACCCAACUGGAGUAUAACCUGUUUCCUGGUGAUAGCGUAUUUUCCCUCUUUGCGUCCCUCUCUCUAUAAGGGCACCUUCUAAUAAGCCGCCUCUUCCUCUUCUUAUGUAACCAUCCUUUCUUUCACCCACUCAAUAUCUUAUCCUCUUACCCAACGAAAUGUCGGUUUUGUUUCAGAUUUGGGGAGGGAUGAUGGUGUUUAUGGUAACUGGUAAUCAGUAGUACAGAACUCGGAAAAAAAAAAAAACGUUUUCAAAAUAGUUUCUUGCUCAAAUCAUUCCAGUGACUCUUUAAACAAUAGAGAAUUCUAGCUCAAAUUGGCAAAAGCUUUAAUCAGAGUGUAGAAAUUAAGGUGAGUGUUAUUAAGAUCUGCGGUUACUCUCACUUUACUGUCUAGCCCUUUUUGUCCUCUUGUUUAAAUGUAACAAAUUACCCAAAAUAUUUUUGUGCAGUGAAAUUUUCCUGUAAAUUUUCACGCGUUGGUUUGCAAUUGUACGUAUAAAUUAUGAAUUAUUUUGGCAUCCUCGCGUGUCACGGCAUUGUAAUUAGAACUCGCUGUAAUUGUAAAUAGAGAGCUCCAAUUUUAUUUUUAUUUGAAGAAUGUGAAAUAUGUUCUUGGUGAAUAAAACGUUUCACGUUGUUGGUUAAACGACUUC
Messenger RNA from Orbicella faveolata, 11006 nucleotides. RefSeq names its product centrosome-associated protein 350-like. Lineage: Eukaryota; Metazoa; Cnidaria; Anthozoa; Scleractinia; Merulinidae. Gene Ontology annotation, molecular function: microtubule binding. Gene Ontology annotation, cellular component: centrosome. The record is from RefSeq and is a predicted model, not a curated record. Gene Ontology annotation, biological process: microtubule anchoring.